Ornithorhynchus anatinus (platypus) is the source of this 5726-nucleotide messenger RNA. RefSeq names its product lipin 1 (gene LPIN1). The record is from RefSeq and is a predicted model, not a curated record. NCBI's taxonomy places the organism in Eukaryota, Metazoa, Chordata, Mammalia, Monotremata, Ornithorhynchidae. Gene Ontology annotation, molecular function: transcription coactivator activity; phosphatidate phosphatase activity. Bases 93 to 2906 code for a protein of 937 amino acids. The transcript has 21 exons. Gene Ontology annotation, biological process: triglyceride biosynthetic process; cellular response to insulin stimulus; fatty acid catabolic process. Gene Ontology annotation, cellular component: nucleus; mitochondrial outer membrane.
CUGUGAGUGGGGUGAAUUGACUUCCUUGCAGUAGGCUCUUGUUUGCACACAAAGAGGACACACAUGCGCAGGGCAGCAGGACUGCUCAAACCAUGAAUUACGUCGGACAGUUAGCAGGCCAAGUAUUUGUUACUGUGAAGGAACUCUACAAGGGAUUAAAUCCGGCUACGUUAUCUGGAUGCAUCGAUAUAAUUGUUGUGCGGCAGCCAAAUGGCAAUCUCCAGUGCUCCCCAUUUCAUGUCCGUUUUGGGAAAAUGGGGGUGCUACGUUCCAGAGAGAAAGUGGUGGACAUAGAAAUUAAUGGGGAAUCUGUCAAUUUGCACAUGAAACUCGGAGAUAAUGGAGAAGCAUUUUUUGUUCAAGAAACAGAUAAUAAUCAGGAAAGAAUUCCAUCACAUCUAGCAACAUCACCUAUUCUGUCAGAAGGAGCUGCACUAAUGGAAUCACAACUGAAAAGGAACUCUGUAGACAGAUUGAGAAACCUAGACCCUUCUGGAUCCACACAGAUUCCAAUUGCAACCCAGGCUCCAAGUGAGAAUCCCACGGGUUGCGGCUCAGUAAAGAAAAGAAGGAAAAGGAGAAGAAAAACCAAGCUAGACAAUUUAAAAAGGGAAGACAAUGUGAACACCUCAGAAGAUGAUGAUAUGUUUCCUAUUGAAAUGAGUUCUGAUGAGGAAAGUGAGCCUCUGGACAAUACAAAAUGUGUACAAAUGACUCCUAUACAUGAUGCAUCUGCCUAUCUGGGUGAAGUUUCUGAGAUUAAGACCUCCCCGCUCACUACUUAUCCCCAAUCCGCAUCAUACCCCAAUUCAGAAGGAGAAUGGUCACCAAUUCAAAGUAAGCCCGUUGGUUGUACAGUGAUACCCCCUCAUCUUCUGGUGGCGGUAGAAGGUGGUCUUUCUAGGUCUUGCCCUUCACAGUCUUCUCUUUUUCCGGCUUCACAAAGUCCCUUGUGCUCCCGGCCCUCCACUCCGAAAAGUGAUUCGGAAUUGGUCAGCAAGCCUUUGGAGCGAGGAAUGCAGAAGAACAAUCCGGAGAUGCACUGGCCUUGGGGAGAACUGCCUCAAGCUGCAAAGACUAUUUCUCUACAUAAGGCAAAAGAAUCUAGUUCAGUGAAUAUAAACCUUUCUGAAAAUACUCACUUUCGGAUCAUUCAGAGUGAAUCUUCAGAAAAUUUGAGCGACCUGUCCCCUUCAUCAACUUUGGGACCACCAGAUGAUAUACCUUCAGAAGAACCCGGUCCUUCCCCAGGUCCAGAUUUUAUGACUGAAACAGAUGUAGAGGCUUUAGGAGCAGCAGCACCACCAAUACCUACAAAUGAAGAACCAAAGCCACCCACAAUUAACUUAAACCAACCAAUGAGUAAGACAGAUUCUCCUUCCCGGAAGAAAGAUAAACGAAGCAGGCAUCUUGGUGCUGAUGGUGUCUACCUAGAUGAUCUUACUGAUAUGGAUCCUGAAGUUGCUGCACUUUACUUUCCCAAAAAUGGCGAUAAUACUGUACCUGGUAAAAUGGUGAACGAAAAUGGAACUCGGUCUGCCAGCCAGUCCCCUCAGUCUGUGGGUAGUUCGGGUGUUGACAGCGGAGUUGAAAGCACCUCAGAUGGAAUGAGGGACUUGCCGUCUAUUGCCAUCUCACUCUGCGGAGGACUUAGUGAAAAUAAAGAAAUAACUAAAGAUGAGUUUUUGGAACAAGCCGUGUCAUAUCAGCAGUUCGUAGACAACCCUGCUAUCAUCGAUGAUCCUAACCUUGUCGUAAAGAUUGGGAAUAAAUAUUACAAUUGGACAACAGCAGCUCCUCUACUCCUCGCAAUGCAGGCCUUCCAGAAACCUUUGCCAAAGGCCACCGUGGAAAACAUCAUGAGGGAUAAAAUGCCAAAAAAGGGAGGAAGAUGGUGGUUUUCAUGGAGGGGGAGGAACACUACCACUAAAGAGGAAAGCAAGCCAGAAGACCUGGAUGGAAAGGGACUUAAUACAGGAGAGCAGUCAUCUCAGAUGGGCAUUGGAAACAGAAUCAAGGAUGAGUCAUCUUCAAGCGAUGAAGACCAUACAGCGGCCAAACAAGCUAACUCCAGUCACCUCCCCCAUUUGUCUGGCGUCAGCUACAAAAAGACACUUCGACUCACUUCAGAGCAACUGAUAAGCCUAAAAUUAAAAAAUGGUCCAAAUGAUGUGGUCUUCAGCGUUACUACACAAUAUCAGGGCACUUGUCGCUGUGAAGGCACCAUAUAUCUAUGGAACUGGGAUGAUAAAGUUAUUAUUUCUGACAUAGAUGGAACGAUUACUCGGUCAGACACCCUGGGUCAUAUUUUGCCCACACUUGGCAAGGAUUGGACACAUCAGGGGAUUGCAAAGUUGUAUCAUAAAGUGAGCCAAAAUGGAUACAAGUUUUUGUACUGCUCAGCCCGGGCUAUAGGGAUGGCGGAUAUGACAAGGGGGUAUUUACAUUGGGUUAAUGAGAGGGGCACAGUACUACCUCAGGGACCCCUGUUACUGAGCCCAAGCAGUCUGUUCUCAGCUUUGCACAGAGAAGUAAUUGAAAAGAAACCUGAAAAAUUUAAAGUUCAGUGUUUGACUGACAUUAAAAAUUUGUUCCAUCCUAAUAUGGAACCCUUUUAUGCUGCUUUUGGGAACAGACCUGCUGAUGUUUAUUCCUACAAACAAGUGGGAGUAUCACUGAAUAGAAUAUUCACUGUAAAUCCCAAAGGAGAACUUGUACAAGAACAUGCAAAGACCAAUAUCUCAUCGUAUGUGAGACUUUGUGAAGUGGUAGAUCAUGUGUUUCCUUUACUGAAGAGAAGCCAUUCUUCUGAUUUCCCUUGUUCAGAUACCUACAGCAAUUUCACCUACUGGAGAGAGCCAUUGCCCCCUUUUGAAAAUCAAGAUGUUCACUCCUCCUCAGCAUAAAUGUACCCUCAGCGUUUUGUCAUCAACACAGUGGUCUGACUAGCAAACAAUUAAAGGACAAGUUUUGUGGACAGUCCAGCUGGACUGUGUGGUAGCGUGAGCUGGAAUUAAAGUCACUUAGAAGUGUUUUCUUUUUCUAAACCAACAUUUCUAAAUGAUUCACGAAGAGCAAUAGUCAGGGGUGUUACCCACUUAUGCUUCUUCACUCCGUCAUUUGUAUUGGAAGCCCAGUCAGGAGGGCAAUAUGCCAGCUCCAGCUAAUGAGGGUUAAAGUGCAAUGCAGGUUAAUGAAACCAAACCAAAGUGUCUGUAAGAGUUGCUGCUGCUGAUCUCAGUUUUAUUCAGGAAAAUCUAAAGUGUAUAAUUUAUAGAGAAAGGGGGGAGGUGGCAUCAGCCCUGACUUGUGAAACUUUUUCUGAGCCAAAUAUCUCCCAAGCAUCCCAACACUUUUGAGGGGUGUCUUGAACAUCUAAGUAAUCUUAGUAUGAGGUCUUUUAAAGGUGAAACCAAACCACCCUGCUGGGGAUGGCUAAGCUUCAUGAAUUUGCCUUUACAGUAUUUUCAUUUAGUUGAAUAUAUAUUCAUAAUUGUUAAUCUCCAGUUUCGGCUCUUUAAGUGACCUGUGUAUUAUGCAAACUUCUUUUUUUUGAACUUGGCUACACAACAUUUAAGCCUUAAGUCUAUACAACAAAAAUGGUGUUUUCCUGGCAGUCUGUCUUGCUUCCCAUACUUGUAUGCCUUAAGAUUAAAUGACAUGCAAUAUUAAUAAGGAACUAUUUUCAGCCAAUUCAGAUGUUGAAUUAAAAAAAAUGACUUUGCUUAUAAUCUAGUUCAGUAUAGAGCAUUUGGUUUGUUCCUAAAGAAGGUGGUGACAAAUUUAGACUUGAAUUAGGCAUACGCCAAAUGACUGAUGAUUUUUUUUGGCACUUCUAAAAUAGUCUUGUCUUCUUUAAAACUAUUUAAAGAACAUUAAAUUUAAGCUAUUGUCUUUGUACAUGUUAUGUAUUGCCUCUUAUAGCUCCGAUUGAAGAACUAUGUGAACCUACUAACCCAGACUUUCUAUAUUCAUUUUUACAAAAACCUGUAUUAGUCCACUCAUUAUUUUUAAAACAGCCAUUUGUCCAAUUAUCCACCUAAUGCACCACAAUGUAGCAUCACAUUUACUUUCUCUUGACAUGAGGUAAAGUUUUUUUUUUUAAUUUUAUUACUCCAGACCAAAGCAAAUGACCAUGUGGAAUCUUAAGCAAUUAAAAAAACUACUUUAUAUUAAGCUGUUGGAGGAAGAAUCUUAUCCAAGUGUUAAGUAGCUACAGUAAUAAGCUUGUGUGGAGAACAUUUGGGAAUGGAGAAUUAUUUUGUUGGAUUUUACGUUAAGCAAUUAAAAAACUACUUUAUAUUAAGCCGUUGGAGGAAGAACCGUAUCCAAGUGUUAAAUAGCUACAAUAAUAAGCUUGUGUGGAGAACAUUUGGAAAUGGAAAAUUAUUUUGUUGGAUUUUUUUUUGAGUGUUUCAUUUUGAAGGUACAAAUCCAUUCUCAUUUAAAUCACAUACUUAGAUUUGUUAGGAAACAAAGGAAUGGUCUAACGAAGUCUUACUCUUUCUGUGAAAGAAAAUCCCUAGUAGUGGCUAUUGGUGUACCAGUGGUUUUGGGUUACAGAAAGAAUACUUUUCCUAAAGUAAUUUGUGUACACAUACAUGUUCCCACAAACCUAUAGUUACAGGCAUGUAAAUACAUAAAGAAACAUGCACCAAUGAACACACAGCAGGCUCUUCCCAAGUUUUAAAUUAGGCACCUUUGACACUUUCUGGAACUCUAGCCGAGCCAUCAGAUGUUCUUCAGUAAAGUGCAGUUUGUGAACAAAGUAAAUAUCAUAGUGUUAUAUAGGGGUCAGAUUUCCCUCAUUUUUAAAGAAGGAGGAAAUUUUUGGCUGGAAAGACUGGGACUUUGUUUUCCACUGAGGUGGGCCAAAUUUUCAGAGACCUCAGCCUACCUCCAGAAUCAAGGUGAGUCCCACCGCUUUGGAAACCAACAUUUUGAAACACCUCAGAAUUCAAAGUGACAGAGGUCAUCAGCUUCUCUGAUUUGGACGAAAGUGGUGCUUUCAAGACUUGCCCAUUUCAGUAGAUGUUGCUUGAUGCUUUUGAAAAUGCAGUUAAAUUUUUGGGCUUAUAUUCCCAGGUUUGUGUGUUUGUGCAAAUGUGAAUGCAUACCUAUAACUAGAAUAGACAGUAGUUGGUAGGAGAGUUGCUGUCAAUGCUACUAUUUCUAGAAUGUGUCCUCAACUUUCUAAGUUGUCACAUGGAACUUGAUUAAUCUGUAUUUCAAAAUUGUCAACUAUUCAUCAUGCAAGAUGAAGAAAAUCUACUUGUGACAUGAAUUAUACUGGAAGAAAUGGUAACACUUUAAAGUAUAAUUUUUUUCAUUAAAAAAUCUAUUUAUAUACAGUAUUUGCUUCGUCUUUGUGGUCUGUGAGAAAUCAUUUCCCAGACUGUGGUGACAUGUCCCCCUCCCCUCACCCCUCCACUCCCUUAUUCCUGCACUGUGUGGACUUUCUCCAUUUUUUCUCUCAAAUUAUCCUCCUGAACUACAUUUCUUUGGCGAAAAUUUUGGAGAAGAAAUUUAGGGCAUAAACAACCCCAGAAGGCACAAUCCUUCACUUCUAGAGAAAAUGUAGUGAAGAUUACCAUUCCCUGGGCAAUGAUUUAAGGAUCCUUUGUAUGUGCUGAUGCAAUGAUAAGCUAUCAUUGUAAUAUUUCAUUUUGUUGUGCUGGAUGCAGAGUUAGAAAAAUAUGUUGUAAUAAAUGAGACUUAUGAAAUAA